AUGAAUACCAGACAACCACUAACUAAACCUCCCAGAUCAUCUUCACAUAAAAUAUUUUGGACAAGCGGGUGUGACGUUUACAUAAGAUUGUCACAACUUUACGGUUGUUUAUUACUACUACGUCGUAAAAGCUAUUCAUUUCGCAAUCCAAUGUCAUUAAUAACGAAAUCCAACUGUCUUCUGAACAAACCAUUCCAAACUGUACCAGCAGUUCACGAUGCUUCUCAGCUUCAGACCGCUUCUAUUCCACGGGUUCAAGAAUUCUAUCGUCGGCCAUUACCUCGUCAUUGCAUUUCUUUUAGUUCAUCUGAAGGAAAACGUAUUUUCCGCGAGGCCUUGUUAUCUGGACAUAUGGAAACUUAUUUUUGUCUGGCUUCUCAAUUUUGUACCCAGGAAGAACCUUCUUAUUGUGGACUAGCCAGUUUAGUUAUGGUUCUCAACGCUCUGGGACUAGAUCCUGGAAGAGUAUGGAAAAGCCCUUGGCGUUGGUACCAUGAAAGUAUGUUGACAUGUUGUUUGCCGCAUGAUGUACUUACGAAAGGAAUUACACUGGAUGAGUUUGUUAGGAUUGCUCGUUGUUAUGGUCUAGACGUGGACUUACAUCGUAUUUCUCAUGAUAGUUCACUUGCUCAUUUUCGAGAUGUAUUAGUCAAGAUGACUUCUGGGUCAUCGGAAGGCUAUCUUGUUGUCUGCUAUAGUCGCAGUGCUUUAGGUCAGACAGGUACAGGCCAUUUCGCCCCAAUCGGCGGUUACCAUCCUCAAAGAGAGCUUGUCUUCUUAUUUGAUACAGCUCGUUUCAAGUACCCACCUCAUUGGGUUUCUUUGACAAAAUUAUGGAGUAGCAUGAAUCAAGUGGAUCCUGAUACACAGUUACCACGAGGUUUUGUUGUCCUUCGGAAGGCUGCAGUGCCAGUUUCUACUGAACAGUUGACUAAAGCACAAGAAGAACUGCGUUCGAGUUUUAGCAUUGCUGCCAAUAACAACUGCCAAGAUCAGUUAGCCAGUGGAUCUCAUUUACACUUGUUUGAAAUUUCCGAUUGCGCUUACCAGGCUUAUUCAUCUCCAUCUACAUUGCUUGAUUCUCAUUCAGCUGGUUAUAAACUAAAAUCACUGGCGAAUCGUUGGAUCACCUGGUUAAAGUAUGAACUUGAUGAAUCAGAAAUGUUCAGAGAAAAUCCAACAAACUUUUGGCACGAAGUUCACUCAACCACUAACAUUCCAUCAUCAGGAACACAAUCAAGCAACAUGGUUGAUCCAAGUGUAAAGUUUCUUUCUCAUACUAUAUUACGUGAUCUUGUUGGAUCAUCAUUGGGUCGUAUAGUAUCAGGCUUUAUCUCAGAAAUGAAUCAGGAAGUCUUUACAUGGCUAACUACUGAUGGUACAUUUCGUCUGGCUAUCACACCAACUAAUUCAUGGGCUCAGUCCGUUGACACUUGUCCUUUCACAGUUUUAUCUGAUCCUGAACUAAGAUUGUGUUUAUUAGUCACCACUUUCUUGUUGGCUUUCCCAUAUAAUCAUUUUAUUUCUGAUCAUCUUUUUGAUAAUUCAGUAUCUUCGUCAUCUUCGUGUUUAUUACCGUCUUCUCCUGUAUCUCGACUUCAGAUUAUGAUUAAACUGGUAAAGGAUGUCGAAGUGUCGCCUUCGACUCGAACUGAGUUGCUUGUAUUGGAAAAUAUGCUAAGAUCUUUAAUGAAUACAAAUUGUAACUUAUCAUGUAUUCGUUGUAAAGAUCUGAAUUAG
This is a messenger RNA of Heterobilharzia americana, 1740 nucleotides long. The record is from the annotation of a GenBank genome assembly. Lineage: Eukaryota; Metazoa; Platyhelminthes; Trematoda; Strigeidida; Schistosomatidae.